AUGUACUCCGAAAUGCUCCCUAUGGAGGAAAUGGGCACAAAUGCCUGGCUCUUGCCUCCUUACCCCUCGCAUGUGCAAAACGGAAUUCAAUGUCCCGACUACGUGCGGUUCUCGCUCAUCGGCAUAACGCUGGGCCACAGGAUCAAUCGAACGACCGACAGGUACCAGCGGGAAUCCCUGGCCAAAAGCUAUUGGGAAUACCGCGGCCGUGUCAUUCAAUCACUUACUGAGUCCAUCCAGGCCCAGCAGAGCCAGCCCAACAACUUCAUUUUAGCUGGUAUCAUGACUCUCCUGCUCGCAGAUGCCCAACAUGGCACAUCUCUCGACCCCCGAUGCCAUCUCGAGGCCAUCUUUUGCAUUAUCCGCCUGCGGGACGGUAUCGCCGAAGUCGCACGGGCGGAACAUCUUGAUUCCUUGCUCAUUUGCUUCAUGUCCACCGCGGUUUUCGCGAACACAUCAGCUCCUGCGCACGACCUCUUGAUAACCGAGACGCAACAUGCCCAUCGAGCUUAUUUUCUGCGAUAG
Messenger RNA from Akanthomyces muscarius, 525 nucleotides. RefSeq lists its product as uncharacterized. The transcript has 4 exons. The record is from RefSeq and is a predicted model, not a curated record. Bases 1 to 525 code for a protein of 174 amino acids. NCBI's taxonomy places the organism in Eukaryota, Fungi, Ascomycota, Sordariomycetes, Hypocreales, Cordycipitaceae.